Molecule: messenger RNA, 1600 nt
Organism: Paraglomus brasilianum
Lineage: Eukaryota; Fungi; Glomeromycota; Glomeromycetes; Paraglomerales; Paraglomeraceae
Source: the annotation of a GenBank genome assembly
CCAGAAUGGGCCAGACGUUCACGUCUACCGUAGGCACCAUUGAAGUCAAACCUGACCAAGUCAGGUACAUUGACGAUAUUAAGCGGAACGGACACGUAUUCAGCGACGGAUGUGGUAAAAUCUCUCACAGUCUAGCUGAGAAGGCGAUAAAAAGGUAUUGGGACAAGCGAGAUGUUAUAGAUAAGGAAAUUCCGUCGGUAUAUCAAAUAAGAUUCCGUGGAUGUAAGGGCGUUGUCGCCAUUGAUAAGGAGUUGGAAGGAGAUGUUCUCUGUAUACGACCGAGCCAAAGAAAAUUCGAAUCGUACGAAUUGUAUACUCUAGAAAUAGCGAAAACGGUGAAAGCCCCUCAGCAGGGACAUUUGAAUAGGCAGAUCAUAUUGCUUUUAUCGAACCUCAAAAUCCCCGAUAGUGCGUUUCUAGAACUACAGAACAAUCACCAGUCUUUCAUCGAAUCUAUGAUGCAGGAUUCGAAACGCGCUGCAGAAGUGAUUCGCCAGACCAGUAGGGACAGGUCACACCAAACAAGGACAAUAUUAGAAAUGCUCAAAGCGGGAUUGAUGGAUGAAGAAGAGCCAUUUCUAGAAGCAAUGCUCGAAGUAAAAAAACUAUUUACGUUAAAAGAUUUAAAAAAUAAAGCCCGAAUCAAGGUACCAUCGACGUUCCUUUUAAUGGGAGUGAUGGAUGAAACCGGGAUCUUGGAACCCGACCAGAUAUACGUGCAAACGUCGACUAUAAUGUCAGAGCACCAAAGGGGAAAAAAAAGUGCGAAGGGAACACCGUGCGACAUAUCUGUAUUAUGGGCCGUAGAUGUACCGGAAUUGAGUCACCUGAGAAACUGCAUAGUUUUCUCACAAAAUGGAGACUCGCCAGUAGUCAAUUCUAUGGCUGGAGGUGAUCUAGAUGGGGACGAAUUUUUUGUGUCUUUUGAUGGGCGGUUAAUACCGACAGAGACGUACGAAAGUCUGGAUUAUGACGCCCUGCCAAGGAAAGAAUUAGAUAGGCCUGUAAAUAUUUACGACAUUGCAGAAUUUUUUCGCGAUUUCAUGGAGAACGAUCGGUUGGGGACGAUAUGCAACAACCACUUGACGUUAGCCGAUCAAAAAGACCUUGGAAUAUUUUCCCCGGAAUGCAUCGAGUUGGCCAUAAAGGCAUCCAUGGCCGUGGACUUUAACAAGACAGGCGUUCCUGUCACAGGGCGGUUACCUACGUCCCAGAAGUCUCCUGACUUUAUGGAGAAUCAGACAAAAAUCAAAUACGAAUCCCAGAAAAUUCUGGGGAAACUAUAUCGAAACAUAGAUUUAAAUGAACAUCGUGAUAAUGAAAAGCGAUAUUACAGAAAAUUUCCGAUUAGACCAUUUGAUCGAUUCGUUGAGGACGGCUACAUCGAGUACAUUGAUGAUGCAUUAGCGCAACGAGACAGUUAUAAUCAGGAAGUUCGCAACUUGAUGCAACGAUAUAAGAUAAAGUCUGAACCGGAAGUGUUCGCGGGGAGUCUUUUAAGCGUGAAAACAUGUGGUCGACAUUUGUACGAUGUCAGGGACGCCAUCGCAUCCGAAAUGGCUAUCCGCAUAACCCAUUAUCGAAGAAUUUUCAAAAAGGA